Molecule: messenger RNA, 2028 nt
Organism: Vittaforma corneae ATCC 50505
Lineage: Eukaryota; Fungi; Microsporidia; Nosematidae
Exons: 1
Coding region: 1-2028 (675 amino acids)
Biological process (GO): protein folding
Cellular component (GO): cytosol; nucleus
Molecular function (GO): ATP-dependent protein folding chaperone; ATP binding
Source: RefSeq, a predicted model, not a curated record
AUGAAUCUCGGAAUUGACAUAGGAUCCAUUAAGACUGUCAUAUACAGCACAAACGGCAAUGGCAUAGCAAUUGAAGACGAAUUCGGAAAAAAGGAGAUAAAAACUGUCAUCGAGAGGACUAGUCCGAUUCGCACAUUCGGCAACGGCGUGUGCGGAGAUUCAGUAAACAAUCUCGCACGGAGGAAAAGACACUUCUUUGGCAAUAUACUAGUGCCAGAGAACCAAGAGAAUCUUCUUAUGUUUCUAAAUUACCUCGAUAGGACCAUUAGACUCAAAAACGAAUACAAAAAUGCUUGUCUUACGAUCCCUGAGUAUUUUGACGAAGAGCAGAAGAGAGUUCUAAGGUCUGUCGUUGAGAUCAGUAAUUUGGACGUGUGCUCAUUUAUGACCCAUCUUACUAGCGUGGCUGCAUGUGCUGCACUCAGGAAUCUUCAGAUUGCUCAGGAUUUUAUGAUUAUUGAUUGUGGAUAUUCAAAGACAUCUGUUGGGCUCUUUAAGUUUGUAGAUAACAGGUUGAUGCCUGUUAAAAGAUGGUGCAUUAGAAGAGGUGCCACCGAUUUUGACGAGGCUGUAUUUUCUAUUCUAAUACGGAACUACAAUCUUCCUAACAAUGAGGUUUCAAGAGAAAAGAUUUUCAAAGAGGUUAACACAAUCAAAAAAGGAUUGAACACUUUGGAAACAGUAAGCACCCGCAUAAUUUCUGAGGACUACCAGCUAGUGAACAUGGAAAUCAGCAGAUCUGAGUAUCUCAGCGCCCUUGAAUCUACCCUUGAAGAGUUAAAAGCUUUCUUUUCAAUGAUCAAGGAGGAGUCAAAGUUCGACGGAUAUGUUGAAGUUGUGGGAAACAAUUCCAACAAUGCAUACAUACAGGAGAUUCUCAGCACGCUCUCCUACAACACAACUCUCAACACAUCCGAGUCGGCCUCUCUUGGCGCCUGUCUCGCCCUGGCGGUUAAUUCAAGAAAAAUGCAAUUUAGAGUUGAUGAGAUCCUGGGCAGUGACAUAUUUGUAAAGAUAGAUGGGGAGGAUGUAAAACCCACUCUUGUAUUUUCCCAUAACUCGCCACUAACUUUUGAGAAUGUUAAAAUCAGAUAUAAUAGAAAAUCCAGCUUCAAUAUUGAAGUAUUUGAAAAUGAAAAAAAGAUUGGAUUGAUCAAAAUAACUAAGAAAGAGACUGAGGCGCCCGAGACGGUUGUUGUUUCUGCCAGGAUUACCCCAUUUAUGACAUUUGAGGUUAGCUCUGUCGCUGUUAGAUCUGAGAAUAGCCAGGGCUCUUCACCUGACAGUCCUCAAAAUCUUCUAUUUGAGUUUGAAUCAUUUGGGCUGAGCGAGAAGGUGCUGAACGAGAUGAAAGAGAUGGAUCAAGAAUUCAGCAAGACUGAGAAUGAAAAGAAGAGUGUCGAGCUGAUGCGUAAUCAUCUUGAAAAUUUCCUAGACUCAUUCGACAGCUCUAUAAAUAGGGUGUUUCCAGGGCUUAUUACAGCCGAGGACAGUAAAAAGAUAGAUGCCAUAAGAGACUCCUUUUUUGAGUCUCAGCCUGUCACUUCGAGCAUUAAGGAGGAGGAAGAUCUGAAAAGCAGCAUUAUUUCUUCUCUUGACUUUAUCAGCGACAAAUUAAAGGCAGUCGAAGACAAUGUUCGAUCGGAGGGUUCAGAAAUCCUGAAGAAGUUUGAUUCAGAAAUAUCAAAAUAUUUAACAUUCAGCACCUCGGCUCUCCGAUCGUUGCACAAUUCAAUAUACUGUCUUAGGGGAUACCUGUCUACUCUCAAGCUUGAUAUUGAAAAUGCGCAGUCCUUUGAUAGAAAUGUAUUUGAGAAACUAAAGGCCGAUGUUCAAAAGAACAUUGAGAAGGCUAUGGACGAAGAGGACAAGGAAAGGAAGAAAAAAGAGGAGGAGAAGAAGUCUGCUAAAGCAAGUGGCUCGUCAAGCGAUGGCUCGUCUAAUGAUCCGGAAAAAAGUAGUCGCGAUGAGUGUCAAAAGGAGAAUGACUCACAUGUCUGCGAAGACAAAGAUAGGAAAGGAUUAUAA